Prunus armeniaca (apricot) is the source of this 288-nucleotide messenger RNA. NCBI's taxonomy places the organism in Eukaryota, Viridiplantae, Streptophyta, Magnoliopsida, Rosales, Rosaceae. The record is from the annotation of a GenBank genome assembly.
AUGGCAGAUAUAGCGGCAGGGUUUUGUUGGAGAAUUGGGCGGCUGGAGUUGAAGGUGCGGCCGGGGUUCGUUGGCGGAGCUGAGCUUACGAAAUGGCUGGGCAUAGCCGGAAAAAGCUGGGUCAUACAAGGUGCGGCCGGGCAAUUCAAAUGGAGCAGGAAAUAUAGGCUGGCAUUGUUCGCGGGCAGAUCCGGAAAAUUACGACUGGGCUUGGAGUGGAUGAAUGCGGCUGGAGGUGCUCAAAUAGGAUGCAGCCGACUCUCAAGAUAUUGCGGCCGACUAUGUUGA